Messenger RNA from Penicillium macrosclerotiorum, 1701 nucleotides. RefSeq names its product NEDD8-activating enzyme E1 regulatory subunit. Gene Ontology annotation, molecular function: NEDD8 activating enzyme activity. NCBI's taxonomy places the organism in Eukaryota, Fungi, Ascomycota, Eurotiomycetes, Eurotiales, Aspergillaceae. The record is from RefSeq and is a predicted model, not a curated record. Gene Ontology annotation, cellular component: cytoplasm. Bases 1 to 1701 code for a protein of 566 amino acids. The transcript is spliced from 2 exons. Gene Ontology annotation, biological process: protein neddylation.
AUGGCCGAGUCCUUCUCCGCGACCCUGGCAGGGCCAACCUCCAAGGAGCGCAAGUAUGAUCGACAGCUGCGGUUGUGGGCGGCCACAGGUCAGCAAGCGCUAGAAGACUCGCGCGUACUGCUGGUCAACUCCGACGGCCCGCUGGGCUCCAGCAGCACCGGUGUCUCGGGCGUCGUCGGCGUCGAGGCCCUCAAGAACCUGGUUUUGCCGGGUAUCGGGGGAUUCACCAUUGUUGAUCCGGCAAUUGUCACGGAAGAAGACUUGGGAGUGAACUUCUUUUUGGAAGAGGAGUCCAUGGGCAAGUCGCGCGCCGAAGAGACAUGUCGUCUGCUGCGCGAAUUGAAUCCCGAUGUACAGGGAUACUACUAUGCCAAGCACAUUUCGGAUCUUCUGCAGGAUUCGGACUUCCUUCCCCGCCACAAAUUGGUGAUCAUUUCCGGCCCGACGAAAUGCUCCUCGCUGGACAUACUCCGUCAACAGGCCCAACAGCUGGGCGUUCCUGUGCUGUACAUACACUCAGUUGGAUUCUACUCGACCUUCUCGCUUCAACUAGACGCCGAGUUCCCCAUCGUCGAAACACACCCUGAUCCCGAAACAACCCAAGACCUGCGCCUCCUGAACCCAUGGCCAGAACUUGCGGCCGCAGCCGCCAGCAUGGGCGACCUGAAUAGCAUGGACGACCAUGUCCACGGCCAUGUACCCUAUAUCCUGCUGCUGCUGCGCUUCCUGGAGGAGUGGAAGCAAACACACGAGGGCAUGUCGCCCAGCAACUACAAAGAGAAGACCGCAUUUCGCGAGUUUGUGCGCUCGCAGGCGCGAACCGACAAUCCAGAAGGCGGCGAGGAGAAUUUCGAUGAGGCGGUGGCGGCGGUAUUGAAAACGGUCAGCCCAUUCAGCCUGCGCAGCUCGAUCCGGGAAAUCUUCGAGAUGGAACAGUGCAAGACGCUGACGGCGCGGUCGGCUGAUUUCUGGGUCAUCGCGUCGGCGAUCAAUUUGUUCUACACUGUACACGGAGUGUUGCCGCUACCAGGCUCACUGCCGGACAUGAAGGCCCAGUCGGCCGAUUAUGUGGCGCUGCAGAAUAUCUACAAGGACAAGGCGCGGCAGGACGUGAAGGAGGUCAGUGCUACAGUGCGGCAGCUGGAGACUCAACUUGGGCGUGCGGCGCCGCAGAUCCUGGAACGUGAGAUCGAGGUGUUCUGCAAAAACGCGGCGCAUAUCAAGGUCGUGCGGGGGCGGCCGCUCCCACAUCUCCGAGAGGGCUGCGAUGCUGAGACGCUGGCAACGAUUCGUAGUCAAUUCGGAAUGGCGCAGUUGGGGAUGCCUGAAUCGUUGAUCUCGGUGUUCAUUGCCACGCAGGUUCUCGACGCGGUCGUGGACGAGGUUCAAAACAGCGGCCAGCAGGGAGGACAGCGGUCAGUGGAUGACGAGGCGCUGUGGGCAAGCCACACUGAACGCAUCUUGGCUCUCCUGACCCGCGACGACCCAACGCCCCUCGACCAAGAGACCCUCGAAAGCAUUGACCGCGCUAUCCAGGAACUGCGACGCGCGGAGAGUGGCGAGCUGCAUAACAUCUCGUCUCUGACGGGUGGGUUGGUGGCACAGGAAGCGCUCAAGGUUCUUACGAGGCAGUAUGUUCCGCUGGAUAACACCUGCGUGUUCGACGGGGCACGAAGCCGGAGUGAGAUGUACAGGCUGUGA